Messenger RNA from Suillus fuscotomentosus, 1894 nucleotides. Its product is annotated as methylmalonate-semialdehyde dehydrogenase. The record is from RefSeq and is a predicted model, not a curated record. Lineage: Eukaryota; Fungi; Basidiomycota; Agaricomycetes; Boletales; Suillaceae. Gene Ontology annotation, biological process: thymine catabolic process; L-valine catabolic process. Gene Ontology annotation, cellular component: mitochondrion. The coding region runs from base 33 to 1658 and encodes 541 amino acids. Gene Ontology annotation, molecular function: methylmalonate-semialdehyde dehydrogenase (acylating, NAD+) activity; malonate-semialdehyde dehydrogenase (acetylating, [NAD(P)+]) activity. The transcript has 15 exons.
CUCGGUCUGCCUUCCCGUUGGACCCGUCCGUCAUGUCGAUCUCUCGUCUUGCUCGUAUUCCUCUCCGUAGUCCAUCGCGCUCUUAUGCUACGACAGCAGGCUUAAAUGCCCUUGCACGUCCCAAGGCAGAGAAUCUCAGCGCGACUUGGCAGGGUACUAGUGCAACUGGAGGUAACACCAAGAAUUUCAUUGGCGGCGCCUUCGUCGACAGUAAGACAACACAAUGGCAUGAUGUGCUCGACCCUUCGACCCAAACACUGCUCACACGCGUCCCUGAGACUACCACGGAGGAAUUUGACCAGGCAGUCGAUGCUGCUAGUCAGGCAUUCAAGUCAUGGAGCAAGCAGAGUGUUCUCGCUCGCCAACGUUUUGCCAUAGAACUUCAGUAUCAGAUCCGUCAAAAUGCAGACGCACUUGCUCAUAGCAUCGUCCUCGAGCAGGGAAAGACCCUUGCCGAUGCUCACGGUGAUGUCCUCCGUGGUCUUCAAGUUGUCGAAGCUGCCAUCGGUAUCACCUCCAACAUCGUUGGCGAGAAACUGGAAGUCAGCAAAGACAUGGACACAGAAGUCCGAAAGCUCCCUCUCGGCGUCUGCGCGAGCAUUGCACCUUUCAACUUCCCAGCAAUGAUUCCCCUCUGGACAAUCCCCCUUGCCACCGUUACUGGUAACACCCUCAUCCUUAAGCCAUCUGAGCGGGACCCCGGUGCAGCCAUGAUCAUUGCUGAGCUCUGUGCCCGUGCUGGUCUCCCCGAAGGUGUAGUAAACGUGGUGCAUGGGACCGUGCCUGUUGUCAACAGAAUCUGUGAUCACGAGGCAAUCAAAGCAGUGAGCUUUGUGGGGGGAGAUCGCGCAGGAAGACAUAUAUACGAGAGGGCCACGAAGAACGGCAAACGUGUGCAGGCAAAUUUGGGCGCAAAGAAUCAUGCGGUAAUCAUGCCUGAUGCAAAUAAGAAUCUUGCGCUCAACUCCAUUAUUGGUGCUGCAUUCGGCGCUGCGGGACAGAGGUGCAUGGCAGUUUCAGUAGCUGUACUCGUCGGCGCAGCGCAAUCAUGGCUCCCUGAGCUUGUAGAACGCGUAUCAAAGCUAAAUGUGAAUGGAGGAUUUGAGGAGGGUGCAGAUCUUGGCCCCCUCAUCUCUCCCGCCUCCAAAGCUCGUGUCACGGGCCUCAUCGCAUCUUGUGCAGACGAAGGAGGGCGAAUUCAUCUUGACGGGAGGAACGUUCAAGUUCCUGGGUACUCCGCUGGUAACUUUGUAGGUCCAACAGUUUUAGAGGGAACAGUGGAGAUGCGGUGCUACCGCGAAGAGAUAUUCGGCCCGGUACUUACCGUGAUCACCUCAGACACGCUCGACAAUGCACUCGAGAUUAUCAAUAAAAAUAAGUACGGCAACGGUGCUGUGAUUUUCACGCAGUCGGGCGCGACAGCUAGGAAAUUCGAAUCGGGGGUUAAUGUGGGGCAGGUUGGCAUCAACGUUCCUAUUCCGGUUCCUUUGCCUAUGUUUGCAUGGAGCGGUAACAAGGGCAGUGUGCUUGGUGAUAUCGGGUUCUAUGGGAAGAGUGGUAUUAAUUUCUACACGCAAAAUAAGACCACGACGAGUCUCUGGCGCCAAGAAGAUGCCAUUGGCAACAAGGCGUCAGUUGACAUGCCCACGCACCAUUGAGCGUGCGAGCCAUGGUCAUAGCACGUGCUGUCCCGACCUUUUUAAACAGAGGGGAAUGAAGACAAAGGAAAAGGAUCACUUGUCUGUUAUGUAUUCAUCACGCAAUAUUUCCAUCAUUAACCAUUUGUAUAUCUCGCAUCUUCAUGUAUGAAAUCAAGUUGCUUUCUGCUCUGCCCAUCAGUUCACUUCAUUUGAUCCAAAUCACCUCGAACACAGCAGAUUACAGCAGAUAUGCA